Messenger RNA from Owenia fusiformis, 668 nucleotides. The record is from the annotation of a GenBank genome assembly. Lineage: Eukaryota; Metazoa; Annelida; Polychaeta; Sabellida; Oweniidae.
CCCCCCUUGAAAACCUUGGAAUGUGUCACCACAGCAGCCUUCGGAAGACCUUUAAUAUAAUACAUCAGAAUGUUACAGCCACACAUACACUUUUUCCUUCUUUCAGCCACAGAUAACUUUUCUUUUUAAACUAUUAAUUUAAUGAUUUAAUUAACAAUAGUCACCUAUUUUAUUUCCAAUAAUACCUGUUUCAAUUCCUAUCAUGGAUAUCUUAAUUACAGUCAUACCUGUUUCAACUACAAUCACACCAGUUUCAACUACAAUCACACCAGUUUCAACUACAAUCAUACCAGUUUCAACUACAACCACACCAGUUUCAACUAUAAUCAUACCGUUUCAACUACAAUCAUACCAUUUCAACUACAAUCGUACCAGUUUCAACUACAAUCACACAAUUUCAACUACAAUCAUUCCAGUUUCAACUACAAUCAUACCAGUUUCAACUACAACCAUACAAGUUUCAACUACAAUCAUACCAGUUUCAACUACAAUCAUCCCAGUUUUAACUACAUUCACACAAGUUUCAACUUCAAUCAUCCCAGUUUCAACUACAAUCACACCAAUUUCAACUACAAUUAUACCAGUUUCAACUACAUUCAUACCAGUUUCAACUAUAAUCACACCAGUUUCAACUACAACCACACCAGUUUCAACUACAAUCACACCAG